Molecule: messenger RNA, 2423 nt
Organism: Nymphalis io (European peacock)
Lineage: Eukaryota; Metazoa; Arthropoda; Insecta; Lepidoptera; Nymphalidae
Gene: lili
Product: protein Lilipod
Exons: 10
Coding region: 257-1921 (554 amino acids)
Biological process (GO): signal transduction
Molecular function (GO): transmembrane signaling receptor activity
Source: RefSeq, a predicted model, not a curated record
AGUCGUGUUUUUACAUCAUUCGUUAGAGCAUUACACCUUAGCAAAUAAUAUAAGUAAUUCAUAAAAAAUAAAAAACGUAAUUUUCAGUAUAAUAUUGUAACGCCAUUUAAAAAUAACUUAUAAUUGAAGAUAUCUUGUGUGUAUUUAGUACUCAAAAGGGGAUGGUGUAAUUUUUGAAAAUGAAGUGCAAUUUCAGUGUUAACGAUAUAAAGGAAAAUUCUAUAAAGAGAUAAAAUAAAAUAUCGAAAAGAAGACGAUGGAUGAUGAAGAGGCAGACUUGAGGGAGCAGAUUUUUCAUAACAAUGUUCGAGAGCAGAUUAUAUUCCUGCUUUUGUUUAUAUUACUGUACCUCUUCUCGUUCAUGUUAAUCGAGAAAUUUCGUCGGCGCGAUAGCGAUGAUUAUUUUACGGCUGACGAAGAUGAGGUGAAGGUAUACAGAAUAAGCCUAUGGCUUUGCACUUUUGCAUUGGCCGUGUCUUUGGGCUCGGCACUCCUGCUGCCCGUAUCAAUAGUCAGCAAUGAAGUGCUCAUAUUGUACCCAAAUAGCUAUUAUGUUAAAUGGCUGAACAGUUCUCUAAUACAAGGAUUAUGGAAUCAUGUGUUCCUGUUCUCCAACUUGUCAUUGUUCGUAUUUCUACCGUUUGCAUACCUAUUUUCUGAAUCCACUGGUUUUCCUGGUUGCCGAGGUUUAAAGGGACGUGUGUAUGAGACUUUUAUAGUACUGGCGCUUCUUGGUGUUGCCAUGCUAGGGUUAGCAUAUGUUAUAUCUGCUUGGUUGGAAGGGGACCGCUCUAGUCUGGAUGCUCUACUGAAUUUAUGGACAUAUCUUCCGUUCCUUUACUCUUGCGUGUCAUUCGUCGGCGUUUUAAUGUUAUUGGUGUUCACACCGCUGGGAUUCGUCAGAUUGUUCGGAGUUGUCGGUGGCGUGCUCGUUAAGCCCCAGUUCCUAAGAGAUCUCAAUGAGGAGUAUUAUGUAUACUCUUUCGAGGAGGACACGAUUAGGCGGCGGAUCGAGACCUCCUUGGCUACGGGCAUUGGUUACAUAUCACCAGAACCCAUGUACCCAGAUCGCGGUGACAUAUCAGCGCCCGUGGACUCGGACGCGUCGAUGUCGAAAGGGAGCAAGAAUUCCUCGUACGAAGGAAAAGGUACCCCGCUGCUGAGAUUGAGGAAUGGAGCCUUACAAGCUGGUCUUAAAGAGAGACUUCAAAGAGUUGUCGCCAUGAGAAAGCAAGUAGAACAUCAACGCAAGACCUCGUCCCUGCAGCGGAAUGUGGUGUACCCAUUAGCGAUGCUGCUCCUACUCGCGCUGACUACCAUAACAGUUCUUAUGGUGUUGCAAAACACGCUGGAGCUUCUCAUAGGAAUUAAGGCAUUGCCGCUUAGCACUCGGCAAUUCACCCUCGGGAUCGCGUCGCUGUCCAAGCUGGGCUGGGCGGGCGCCACGCUGGAGGCGUUCCUCAUCCUGUACCUGCACGCGGCGUCGCUGACGGGGCUGAGCACGCCCAUGCGCGCGCUGCGCGUGUUGCCGCGCGCGCGCCGCACGCCGCUCGCGCGCAUCAUCGCGCUCUGCGCCGUGCUGCUCGCGCACUCCACCGCGCAGCCGCUGCUCGUCAAGAUACUAGGUAUAACGAACUUCGACCUGCUGGGCGAGUUCGGGCGCAUCGAAUGGCUCGGUAACUUCAAGCUGGUGCUGCUGUACAACGCGAUCUUCGCGGCGACGGUGACGCUGUGCCUCGUCAGCAAGUUCACGGCCAGCGUGCGCCGCGAGCUCUACAACAGAUUUAAAUGGGUAGCCGAGGUUUUUAUAACACCUGAAGACUUGCCAAUACCAAAUAUUUCUACAGUUUCACCUCAGUUGUCUGCUGAUAGAACAGUUAUCACGGAGAAGAAUGAAAAAUCUCAUUUAAAAACAGAGUAAGAUAUUGUUAUAGUAUGGCAUUUUUAAAAAUUUUUAGCAAAUGAAUUUUUCCUGUGGCUAUAGUAAAGUAAGUCCCGUCUCAAAUAAUAGAUUUUGAGUAAGGGGUUUUUAAAACAAAGGGAUUUUUUUCAAGCACAUCCAAUUGAAUAUAUAAGCACUUUAACCAACAAAAACCAAAUGUGUGGACCAAACAAAAUCACCACCUCAAGCAGUCUCGAGUUUCUCCAGGGAAGGUUGGCUUAAGGUAGCCAGCUGUGAAGUCUUUUUUAUAAAUAUCAUUAUUUCUCUUUGCAAAUCCAAAAUACAUAGCAGUAGUGAGACAUACCUCUAUAAGACAGGUAUGUAAUAUAACUCAAUUUUGUACAAAGUUGAAGUAUAACUCAUUCAUUCAUAACACUGUAAAUAUAUUAAUAUUGUAAAGAGACUGACCAUCUGUUUAGUGUUAUAAUUUUGAAUCUAUUGAACUAAUAAUCAUAGCUGUUAAAUUACUUUUAUUAUUGUA